CCCGAUUCGUUUCCAAGUAGCCACUUCCAUUUCCAAGAUCUGAUAACCAAAGUGUUAGAAUCUGUGUGAAGAAGAAAAAGAAAAAAGAAUCAUUUCCUGAAUGGCAUAUACCGGCGAAGAAAUGAAGGAGAAGCUGAAGCUCUACUCUUACUGGAGAAGCUCAUGUGGCCAUCGAGUGCGGUUAGCCCUCAGUUUAAAAGGGAUUGAAUAUGAGUAUAUACCAGUGAACUUGCUCAAGGGAGAGCAGUUUGAUCCAGAUUUCAUUAAGAUCAAUCCAAUGGGUACUGUGCCUGCGCUUGUUGACGGAGAGGUUGUGAUUACUGAUUCUUUUGCCAUAAUUAUGUAUCUAGAUGAGAAGUAUCCUGAGCCACCUUUGUUACCUCGUGACCUCCACAAACGAGCUUUAAAUUACCAGGUUGCGAGUAUUGUCUCCUCUGGUAUACAGCCACAUCAGAAUCUGGCUGUUAUUAGGUACAUCGAGGAAAAGACAAAUGGUGAAGAGAAAAUCGCUUGGAUUAAUAAUGCUAUCAGAAAAGGAUAUACAGCUUUGGAGAAACUGUUGGUGAAUUGCGGUGGGAAAUAUGCAACUGGUGAUGAGAUUUACUUGGCUGAUCUUUUUCUAGUAGGCCAAAUCCAUGGAGCUAUGAUUAAAUUCAAGAUUGAUGUGGAGCCGUACCCGACUCUUGCAAAGUGUUAUGAGUCAUACAAGGAACUGUCUGUGUUUGACGAUGCAGUCCCAGCCAAGCAGCCAGACGCUCCAGCUCCUAGCAUAUGAUUCUGUGAAACAAGAAAAACUUUGUAACAUGCACGUUUAGAUUGCUCAGAGGUAGUCCAAUCUAAAAAUGCGAUAGUACUCUUCUCUUUUAAACUUGGAUUUCUCAGUUUGUACGAGUAUAAUUAUUAAGACCAUCAAUAUUCUCUUCUUCUUCUUCUUAUGCUCUUGAUCCUACAAUUUUUUUGAGAUAACAAUUCAAAGAAAACUGUAAUGUAUAAACUAUUUACAUACAAAAGACAAUUCAAAUAAAAACUAAAAAGGUUAAUAAGAGA
Eruca vesicaria subsp. sativa (arugula) is the source of this 1047-nucleotide messenger RNA. Lineage: Eukaryota; Viridiplantae; Streptophyta; Magnoliopsida; Brassicales; Brassicaceae. The record is from the annotation of a GenBank genome assembly.